Molecule: messenger RNA, 1607 nt
Organism: Bufo bufo (common toad)
Lineage: Eukaryota; Metazoa; Chordata; Amphibia; Anura; Bufonidae
Product: probable E3 ubiquitin-protein ligase MID2
Exons: 7
Coding region: 7-1302 (431 amino acids)
Molecular function (GO): protein binding
Source: RefSeq, a predicted model, not a curated record
ACCAGCAUGCAUGAGGCAAAGCUCAGUGAGGAAUGUGAUGAACUUAUGGACAUAAUACAAAGAAGAAAGCAAAUGAUUGCAGUGAAGAUUAAGGAAACAAAAGUAAUGAAGUUAAGGAAACUUGCUCAGCAAAUCGCAAACUGUCGACAAAGGCUUGAGCGAUCAACAGUGCUAAUUAACCAAGCUGACCAUCUCCUUAAAGAAAAUGAUCAUGCAAGGUUCCUUCAAGCUGCCAAAACAGUAGUAGACAGAGUAUCCAUGGCAACAACAUCUUCUCAAGUUCUUCUCCCUGAUGUCAAUUUAAAUGAUGCCUUUGAAAACUUUGCCCUGGAUUUCUCUAGAGAGAAAAAAUUGUUGGAAGGUUUAGACUAUGUAACCGCUCCGAACCCCCCUACUAUAAGAGAAGAACUGUGUACUGCAUCUCAUGACACUAUGACAGUCCAUUGGAUGUCUGAUGAUGAAUUCAGCAUUGGUUCUUAUGAGCUACAAUAUACCAUCUAUACUGGGCAAUCCAAUUUCAUCAGUCUCUAUAUCUCCAUGGACAGCUGGAUGAUUGUGCCCAAUAUCAAGCAGAACCAUUACACUGUGCAUGGACUCCAGAGUGGUACGCGUUAUAUAUUUUUGGUCAAAGCAAUAAACCAGGCUGGAAGCAGACACAGUGAUCCGGCAAGGCUUAAAACUAACAGUCAGCCGUUUAAACUUGACCCUAAAUUUGCACAUAAAAAGCUAAAAAUAACCAAUGAUGGAAUGCAGAUGGAAAAAGAAGAAAGUUCAUUGAAAAAGAGUCAUACACCGGAGCGCUUCAGUGGAACAGGAUGCUAUGGGGCAACUGGUAAUGUCUUUAUUGACAGUGGAUGCCAUUACUGGGAAGUAGCUGUAGGAAAUUCUACAUGGUACGCAGUAGGAAUUGCUUACAAGUCUGCUCCUAAGAAUGAAUGGAUUGGAAAGAACACCUCUUCUUGGGUUUUCUCUAGAUGUAAUAACAAUUUCCUUGUUAGGCACAAUAAUAAAGAGGUUCUCGUGGAUGUCCAUCCUCAGCUGAAACGUUUGGGUGUCCUCCUAGACUAUGACAAUAACAUACUUUCUUUCUAUGAUCCAGUUAAUUCCCGUCACCUGCACACAUUUGAGAUCUCAUUUAUCCUGCCUGUUUGUCCUACGUUUACCAUAUGGAACAAGUCCCUGCUGAUUUUGUCAGGUCUCCCAGCUCCAGAUUUCAUGGACACAGUUGUGUCUCUUCAGCCAGAGAGUAUUUGUAGACCACAAGAAUCUCCAUAUGUAUCUGGACUCAAACCUUGCCAAUGAACACAACAUGGCAACCUGCCACAGGGCCCUUCAAUAGGAGUAUAAGGAUGAAGCCACACCUAUACUUUUUGUAGCACUUUUAAUAGAUUUUAACUAUUAAGCUACAGCUGGAGUCCAAAUCAGUAAACCAGUGCACUGCAGCUGCCAUUUCACACAAAGUCUCAGUGUAGUGCUAUUUUUUCCAUCUAAAAUAAUCUCAGAUGGAAAUGGCUAAAACAGAUGAAAAAUGUGCAUAACGGAUGCUUAAAAUACAGGAUCCAUUAUUUUUGUUUUUUCUGUUCUUCUGUUCAACUUUAGAUAUUGGA